GAUUGAGAAAACAGUUCAACUUUCCCACAGCCAAUGGCCUAUUUUCAUAACAGGGAACUCCUUCUGUUGACAGAACAGCGCGGUGGAUUUAAGAAAAUAAACUUUAUUUGUUCAGUCAGCGAUUAUUAACCUGUUCCCUGCAGUCAGCUGCACUUUCUUCGCACAAACGUCACAGGACAGGACAAUUCUGAUGGAUUUGGGAAAUCCUCUGUAAGCAAAACAACGGAUGACAAUCGCCGAUUUUUCACCAAAGAUCUGACUUUGGAAUAAGUAACGCUUCUAUGGACCAUUGAGUGACAACACAAUAUUGAUAUUCUUCUACGACAAGGCAUCUCCAAGUUAGCGGUUUUAACGUCUCACGCCCUCUUCGACAGCGAUAGUAAACGUUUGUGACGUGCUCCAUGGAUAGUGUGCGCACUGCGCGAGGAGGGUGCAGAUGCGCAUGAUAUCCAGCUUCGCUCGGGGAGUUUAAAGUAGGGCUACAACAUGAAAAAGUAGGAAAUACUUCGAUUCAUUAUGUCAACCGCGGAACAAAAGGUGGAACCCGUGGCGGUGGUUAACCGUAAGGACACUAACACGCGCCAUUACCGGAGAGAGCUCUCAGCAGAAGACCACAACCAUGAUCCGGUAAAAAAGGGGACCAGAAGUAGAAAAAUGGAGCGCUUCAGCUCCAGAGGAGCAGGCACAUCCGAAGACGGCUUCCCAACAGCGCUGCCCAUGCUGUUGGCCAUGGUGGAGGGGCCGGACAAGCUUCCUGCAGACGAGGGGUCACAGGAAGUGCUGCGGGGAAAACUCCGCCUCCUGGAGGCCGACAGCAUGGAGGUCAACGCUCUCUUCAUGGAACUAUCAGCUCGGCUUGUUUCCAUCAACUGUGAAGAAAACGCCAUAUUUGUCAAAUUCAAAACAUUUGAAGAGAUAUGGAGGUUCACCACGUAUUACACAAUGGGCUUUCUGGGCCAGUGCAUGGAGAACCUGCUGUUGGACCAGGACUUCUGGUUGAGUUCUCUGGACCAGGAGUACUUUGCAAUAGAGAUCUCUAUCCAAGAAGAGACUCUCAACCUCAUGUACAAAGGCAUCCUCAUGCAAGAGGGUUCCUUGUUCGCCAGCUGCAGCUCCACCCAGAUGUUCGACAGCUCCACCUCUGGUAGAGACCUCUACCUGGAGCAGGGGGACAUCGCCCUGUUUGAGCCCCCGUUCCUGGGCUCGGGGUGGACCGUACUCUCCCUGGGGGAUGGAGCCCGGGGGACCAAACCCAAACCAGCCCUGGAGCCCGUCAUUCCCUUCCACCAAUGGUUCCUCAAAUCAUGUGCGGAGAACAUCUUAGUUGGCAGUGGCAAGCCAGCAUGUGAUUUCCCCUGCCAGUUUGCCACUGGCUCCUGCGUGGCCACUGUUGAGUAUGACGCCGGUGGGCCAGACGAGCUAAGCCUGGAGCAGGGUGAUCGCAUCAUCAUUGUGGGCCUGUUGGUGUCGUGCUUCGAGUGGUUCACUGGCAGACUGGAGAGGACAGGAGAAGUGGGAUUGGUGAUGACAACAGUGGUCAGACCGGCCGAUAGCCUUUGUGAGGCGUCUGACAUUUUCCUAGAGAAAGAAGAGAGGUUGUUUUUCAACCUGAAAGAAGAUCAGAUUAAAGAGGAGACAAUCGCCUUGCUGAAAAAAAUCAACCAGAAUGAUGUUGGACACGUCUACAAACUUGAUCUGAUUGCUCAACCGGAUUCUCCAAAUGAACCAACUCAAAGGAGGGAUGGUUCCCAAGGCAACAUGGACACUCACCAACAAGCAGAACUGAGGAGGAAGAUUGAAGAGAUUCUGCUAAAAGGGAAGAUGAAAUCGAAGGUGCCUCAUGCAACUGUGACGACAAACGGAACUCUGGAGGACCACAGUGAGACCUCUAAGACUACAUUACCCAGUGGGCCUCACUUCACCAUCCAACCAGUUGAGGAAGGCACUACCACCAACCAGGAGAAAUUCCUUCCUCUUCUAUCCUUCCUGGGUGGCAGCAACUACAAGCCAGAGUUUGGCGCCCUCUAUGGCCAAACUCCGGAACGGCUCCUCGCCACUUUCACUGGCCACUUGGACGACGUUGACAAAUUGGUGGCGUAUCUAGGUGUUGCCAGGGAAACUGCCAGGAAGAAGCGUCUCCAUUGGUCCCAGAGCCGCCUCUGUUUCCUUUUGGGAAAACUCUGUGCAGGACGAUCAAAAUUUUCCCAGGCUCGAGUCUACUUCGAGGAGGCCCUUAGCGUCCCUCGAGACGGCUUCACGGACAUGCUAAUGCUAGCUAGCAUCUACGCUAAUUUAGCGGUGAUCUAUCUCAUGCAGAAAAAUACAGAAAAAUACUUGGCUCUGUCGGAGCGGAUCGCUGCGCUGCUAAUGGGCAUCCCUUACUGCGUCUCGACAGUGGAGAAAGACUCAGAAGUUCUGAAGUUUAUCCUGAAGAAGGCGGUGCUUAGUCACAACAAGAUGGCAGAAGCCAGAGCAUGCUUCCUUUUGGCCAAGCUCCACUGGAGGCGAGGUGAGGCGGCGGACACCGUUCCCUUCCUGGAGAGGCUUCUGGUUCUCUUGGCGGAGCCCCCUGGUGUCCGGAGCGUUGCACCCAGCCAUGGCUACCUCAGCCUGGGGAGGCUGUACAGCCAGCUCUCCCUCCCCCACCUCUGUGUCAGCUCGGCCAGGAGAGCCACGAUGCAUCCAUCUGCUAGGCUAGCCGAUUGUCUGAAUGGAAUGGGGCUGGUUCUGGAGAACACAGACAGACUCUAUGGGAUCCGGAAGCAGGACGUUGCCAUUCCGGCUCAAGUGGCUCCAUAUCUCAGCCGGUCGCUCUCCUUCACUGGGCGAUUAGAUGGAGUCGGUGGCACUGGUGACCACACUCUAAGCCAGGCUCUAACACUCUGCCUAUCCCAGCUGUUUCAGGUACAUGGGAUGCUAGGUCACGCUGUACGCUCCAUGCACACUCUCAUAGACCAUCAUCGUGCGCCGUCAUCAUCAUUGGGCACCACUAGCAUUCCUGAACGAAACAUCGCCCUUGUGUGGCUAGCAUGGCUCCACAUCUGUAACAGCCAACCAGAGGUAUCUCUAGACGUCCUCGACUCAGUGCUGGCCUCCAUGCCAGAACAUUGCACUACCCCACAGGAAGGACUGGUCCACAACAUGAGGGGUGUAGCCUUGCGAAGCAUGGGGGACCUGAGGAGGGCAGCAGAGAGCUACCAGAUGGCCAUUGAUGUGUGUGAGGAGUUUGAGGACAGGGCUAACUGGGCAGUAGCAGAAGCUAACCUGGGGUUAUUGUGUCUGAAGGCUGGGGCUAAGAGGUUAGCGGAGCAGCAUCUAACAGAAGCUGUUGAGAUGUUGUCAGCGCUGGAGGGACAAGAACACGAGGUGAACUUUACCACAGUGCUGUUGGAGCUGGGACAGUACUAUGUGAACCAGAGACACCUGGACAGAGGAAAGAUCUACUAUGAAUGGGCUCUACUCAUGGCUAUCAAGUCAAACCACUCAGACAGUCAGAUGAGCGUGACGCGACGCUUGUGCCACCUUUACAGAGCAGUGUGUCCGGAUGAGGCCCAGUGCAUCAUCUACAGCGAACAUCAGCUGGCCCUGCUGGUGACCCGGGGAGACAGGAGACAGGAGGGGGAGGUGUUGGAGACCAUCAGCCAGCUAUACCUUAGUCUGGGGACAGAGAGGGCUAGGCGGUCUGCUCUAGACUACACCAAGCGUAGCCUGGGUAUCUUCAUAGACCUGGGCCGGAGGGAGAAGGAGGCUUACGCCUGGUUACAGGCUGGGAAGAUAUACCACCUGCUGGGCCAGACUGAACUGGUGGACCUUUAUUUACAGGUGGCCCAAGAUGUGGGUGUGAGUACGGGAGACACACACUUCAUCCUACAGCUGCUGGAGGCAGCAGGGGACGUCUUCUUCAACAGCUCAACGGAGAGAGAGAAGGCUGUCUGCUUCUAUGAGGACCGUGCCCUGCCCAUCGCGGUGAAAACCAGCAGUACUGAGGUCAGACUGAGACUGUCUAACAAGCUGGUGGAGCUGCUGCUGCAGAUGAAGCUGUAUGGAGAGGCUGUUGAGUACGCCCAGACCGCCCUGGACAUCAGUGUUAAAUUGGGAAACCGUCUGAACGAGCGCGUGGCCUUCCACCGCCUGGCUACUCUGUACCACUGUCUGGGUCAGUUUGAGCUGGCUGAACACUACUACCUGAAGGCCCUCUCCCUCUGCCCCACGCCCCUGGAGUUUGAUGAGGAAACCCUGUACUAUGUCAGGGUGUAUCGGACGCUGGGGGACAUUAUAUUCUAUGACCUGAAGGACCCGUAUGACGCCGCAGGGUACUACCACCUAGCACUUGCUGCAGCCAUGGACAUCGGCAACAAGAAGUCCCAACUCCAGCUCUGCACCCGAUUGGCUACCAUCUACCACAACUUCCUGGUUGAUCGGGAACUGUCCCUCUUCUUCUACCAGAAAGCACGAGCGUUCGCCUCCGACCUCAAUGUACGACGCAUCAACCUCUCGCCAGACCAGAUCUUCAGCAGUAUGUCACAGUACAAGACGAACAGGGUAAACAUCCAGGAACCAAGAAAUAAGUCCCCGUCAAACGGCCAUCUUGGUUUGAAGUUAGUGAGAAGAGGGGAGAAAUUAUAGCCUGGACCCAGAUCUGUUUGUGCUCUUACCAACUCCAAUGCUCAUUGUCAAGCAAAACAUGACACUGAGUGACAAGGAGUUGCAAUGAUAGCACAAACAGACUGGCACUCAGGCUAGAGAGGUUAUGGGUGUUGAAAGAUAUUGUGCCAAGUGGGUGGUGUAAGCCUUUGUUCGGUUUAAAUAUGUAAUUCUGACAUUUUGAAAAGCUGAGAUGUGUUAAUGUGAUUUUGCCAAUCAGUGUUCUGUGCCUUACUGAACAAUAUUACUUAGAAUAGAAUCAUACAGCAAUGACUGAAUAUCUAUAAUUGUCUUCAGUUGAUGACCUGAAACGAGUUAAGUCAUGGUGAAAGUAAUGAAUCAUGAAAGAUAUCUCUAAUAAAAAGUCAGAGAAGAUAAUGGAGAAGGUCCAGCUGUUGCAGGUUAUAGUGGAGUCUGGAGUGAAUUGCUCUGUGAGAGUGAAGACCACUUGGACUGCGCGGCUGGGCCCAUAUCCACAAAGUGUCUCGUAGUAGGAGUGCUGAUCUAGGAUCUGUCCAUACAGUCGUAUUUAUUCUCAUCCAAAAGGCAAAACUGAUCCUAAGUCAGCACUCUGAUAAGCCGUCAAUGCCUUUUUUUGUAUAAUUAGCUAGUUUUCCAUGCAAUCGGCUCACAGAUUUUCAUGCGAAUAUUCAACUGUCCGCAUAAAGAAAAUAUGCGCAUUUUCCCAUCAGUGGUGUUUCCACCCAACGGACUUGUUGUAGAUAAAAAUCAAUGUGUGAUGACGUAGUGCACACAAAAUGUACUUUUUCGCUUAGGUUUUCGUGUAAUGAAUAAAAAUCUAAAGAGUUAA
Messenger RNA from Salvelinus fontinalis (brook trout), 5455 nucleotides. Its product is annotated as SH3 domain and tetratricopeptide repeat-containing protein 1-like. The record is from RefSeq and is a predicted model, not a curated record. Gene Ontology annotation, molecular function: protein binding. Bases 517 to 4626 code for a protein of 1369 amino acids. The transcript has 20 exons. Lineage: Eukaryota; Metazoa; Chordata; Actinopteri; Salmoniformes; Salmonidae.